This is a messenger RNA of Cuscuta europaea, 1828 nucleotides long. Lineage: Eukaryota; Viridiplantae; Streptophyta; Magnoliopsida; Solanales; Convolvulaceae. The record is from the annotation of a GenBank genome assembly.
ACUACCUAUCUUGCAAGUGGAACUCACACAAACCUCUCUGCUAUAUAUCUUUGUCUCCCAAACUCUGCUGCAUGGAAUUCUUAUGAUAACUAAUAAAUUAACAUCACUCCAUCUGAUCCAUCGCAGCCGUCCAAUUCAUAAUGGAUGCAAUCCUAGUAGCAGUACUAUCCAUCCUCACUCUGUACGCCCUCACCCACUUGAUCAGAUCUCUCCUCCGCAGGAGAGAUCAAUGUUGUUACAUGUUAAACUACGAAUGUUACAAGCCCAUGGACGUUGACCGGCGGUUGACCACCGACAAGUCCGCCACCGUCGUCUACCGGAACAAGAACCUGGGCGUGGAGGAGUUCAGAUUCCUCCUCCAGACCAUGGUCAACUCCGGGAUCGGGGAGAAGACGUAUAUUCCGCGGAACAUUCUAGACGGAAGGGAGGAUUCCACGACACUCGAAGAUUCCUUGGAGGAGGUGGACGACAUCAUGUUCCAGACGCUCGACCGGCUGUUCGAGAAGUCCGGGGUUUCGCCGCAGGAGAUCGACAUUCUGGUGGUCAACGUGUCGCUGCUGGCGACGGUCUCGUCGUUGACUUCCCGGGUGGUCAACCGGUACAAGAUGAGGGAGGACGUGAAGACGUUCAACCUCGCCGGAAUGGGGUGUAGCGCCAGCGUCGUCGGAAUUGACAUCGUCCAGCACCUCUUCAAAGUCUACAAGAACUCCUACGCCGUCGUCGUCAGCACCGAAUCCAUCGGAGCGAGCUGGUAUAGCGGGAAGGAGAGGUCAAUGAUGCUGUCAAACUGCCUGUUCCGGUCGGGCGGGUGCUCGAUGCUGUUCACGAACAGGCAGUUGCUGAAGCAGCGGGCGAUACUGAAGCUGAAGCACAUGGUCCGGACCCACAUCGCCGCCAUGGACGAGGCCUACGAGUGCUGCGUGCAGGUGGAGGACCCGCUCGGGUACCGCGGCUUCCACCUCUCGAAGCGGCUGCCCAAAGUAGCCACCAUAGCCCUCUCCGCCAACUUCAAGGUCUUGGUCCCCAAAAUGAUCCCCUUGUGGGAGACCCUCCGCUUCCUCCUCGUCUCCAGACUCCAACGCCCCAAGUUCAAGCUUCCUUCCUUCCUUGGCAAAGGUACCAUUAACAUGAAAACUGGGAUCGAGCAUUUUUGCCUACACCCCGGGGGGCGGGCGGUGAUCGACGGUGUGGGGUUGAGCUUGGGGCUGAACGAAUACGACCUCGAGCCCGCUCGGAUGUCAUUGCACCGGUGGGGGAACACGUCGGCGGGUGGGCUUUGGUACGUUCUUUCGUAUAUGGAAGCCAAGAAGAGGCUCAAGAGAGGUGACAGGAUACUGAUGUUGAGUCUUGGGGCAGGGUUCAAAUGCAACAACUGCGUUUGGGAGGUGAUGAGGGAUUUGGGGGAUCCAAAUGUAUGGGAAGAUUGCAUCAAUGAGUACCCUCCAAAGAAGCUGGUCAAUCCUUUCAUAGAGAAGUAUGAUUGGCUAAACGAUCCUUGUCUCAAUUUUGUUCGCACACUUACUGCAUAGAUAAUUAUUGGAAUUGUUUUCAUUACAUACUGUAUUAUUCAGGCAUAUGUUAUCUUUUAUUUGUUCAUGUCCGUACGUACAAGAUUGGUCAAAACAAGGUUUAUAUAUACUUUAGGUAUAUGGGGAUAAAAAAUAGUGACAAUUUGUACUUAUUAAAUUACCAUUUCGUUGGUUCAGAAUGCCAUACUUGUAUUCUUAUCAUUUUUUAGUUGAAGUGUACAAUAAAGAAUGGUUCAUUAUUAUUCAUGUUUAUAUAUGAUCAAGUUAUUAUUAUAAUACGGAGUAUAGAAUUGUCAAUU